AAUAGUUCCGUGUCUCAUUCUCUUAUAUCCAAUUAAACUAAUCUAUCUCAUCACUCGUUUUGCAUCAACCAACCAUUUUAUUAGCUUCUCUAAUUCCCUAUGUCUCUUGAUUCAGAACCAAAUCUUUCUUCCAUGGAACCAACUUCUGUCGACACUUCCCUCAACCUUAACGUUAUUCCCUCUUCACACAUACACCUCGCGGGAGAAGUUUUGGUUGAAGAGUUGCAGCGUCUGAACAGUGAGAACAAGAUGCUAACCGAGACGCUGAAGCACGUAUGCGAGAGCUAUGUUGCUUUGCAGAAACAUUUGAGUGAGUUCAACAGACUGAAGAACGCAAAUUUUGAGAGAGAAGAAACAGCAUCGCUGAAAAGAAAGGUGGAGAGUGAGAAUUGCUCGAAUCUGUUUUGCGUGAACGCGCAUACAGAGUGCAGCAGUGAGGAAGAGACAUUCAAAAAGCCUAAGCAAAGUAGCACCACCCCAAAGGUUCAAAAAGUUUUUGUACGGACCGAUGCAUCUGAUACCAGCUUGUAUGUGAGGGACGGAUAUCAGUGGAGAAAAUAUGGUCAAAAAGUGACGAGAGAUAACCCUUCUCCUAGGGCUUACUUCAAGUGUUCCUAUGCUCCAGGGUGCCCAGUGAAGAAGAAGGUGCAGAGAAGCGUGGAGGAUCGAAGAGUGUUGGUAACAACGUACGAGGGAGAACACAACCAUGGGGAAGAACAUCAAACGGAGAUAACGGCGAAUUCAGGGAAAAGUGAAAGUGGGAGUGGUGGUCGAAUUGAAGCGCUAGAAUUGGUCCAGUCAAAAGUUGUUGACAUGAAUGCGCAAAAGUCAUUGAUGCAGCAGUUUUUAGUUCAACAAAUGGCUACUUCUUUGACCAGAGAUCCUAAUUUCACUGCAGCACUUGCUUCUGCCAUCUCUGGAAGAAUUCUAGAUCACACUUCUACGCCAAAACGUUGAAUUAAUUCACGUAUAAAUAUAUAUAUUCCUGUAUUUCAACUAAACAUAUUGCUUUUAAUUUUUUAUUUUUCUUAUUUAUCUA
Vigna unguiculata (cowpea) is the source of this 1039-nucleotide messenger RNA. RefSeq names its product WRKY transcription factor 18-like. The record is from RefSeq and is a predicted model, not a curated record. NCBI's taxonomy places the organism in Eukaryota, Viridiplantae, Streptophyta, Magnoliopsida, Fabales, Fabaceae. Gene Ontology annotation, molecular function: DNA-binding transcription factor activity; sequence-specific DNA binding. Gene Ontology annotation, biological process: regulation of DNA-templated transcription.